Molecule: messenger RNA, 381 nt
Organism: Peronospora matthiolae
Lineage: Eukaryota; Oomycota; Peronosporomycetes; Peronosporales; Peronosporaceae
Source: the annotation of a GenBank genome assembly
AUGAAGACACUCAUGUCAUCACAGAGUAUGAGCUCGGUGUCUCAUACUCUCCAGAUACGGAAGACGGAUCCGUAUCGACGGCGAUUGAAACCAAUCCGCCUUCCCAGCGUGGCAUGGAUGAUGCUACGCGUCGUAGCAUCUUUGGUUCAUCUGAUUCGUCAGAUGAACCAUCGCCAAUGCGAAGGCGCUCGAAAUCGCGAGACUCGGGCUCUCAUAGUGGUGUCGGUAAUCCUAUUGACACCGCUUCGCAGCGAGGUGCCAGUACUUCUGUCGGCACGUCGAAAGAAGAGCGGGAACGCAGUGUUUUGCGUCUCGCUCCCGAAAGAAGGCAUGGCUGCCUCCAGAGUCAGUCAUGGAUCGCUUGUCGGCGACGACAAGUGA